AUGUGUACGGAUGUGAGCAAGGUGCGCGGGGUGAUGUGUUGUGCGUACGUGCCGAUCGCGGCCCGCGGCGUGGGGCGGCGCCAAGGGCGGGGUCGUGGCGAGGCCGCGCCGCCCGCACGCCGCCCGUAUAUACCCGGCGCUCACGCCUCACCACUCGCCUCUCUGUGUGUUGCAGCACCGGUGAGCUGUCCACCUGCUGGUACAUCUUGCUGUCCGGAUCGGUGUUCAUCGAUGGAUCCAUGUACCUGCCUCGAUCAAGCUGCUGAUGAUUAA
Gryllus bimaculatus (two-spotted cricket) is the source of this 273-nucleotide messenger RNA. The record is from the annotation of a GenBank genome assembly. NCBI's taxonomy places the organism in Eukaryota, Metazoa, Arthropoda, Insecta, Orthoptera, Gryllidae.